This is a messenger RNA of Trichechus manatus latirostris (Florida manatee), 496 nucleotides long. Its product is annotated as histone H2B type 1-K. The transcript has a single exon. Gene Ontology annotation, cellular component: nucleosome. The record is from RefSeq and is a predicted model, not a curated record. Bases 43 to 423 code for a protein of 126 amino acids. Gene Ontology annotation, molecular function: structural constituent of chromatin; protein heterodimerization activity; DNA binding. NCBI's taxonomy places the organism in Eukaryota, Metazoa, Chordata, Mammalia, Sirenia, Trichechidae.
GCACUUUUUCUCCUUCCUGAGACUCACAUAGUUCACCUUACCAUGCCUGAACCAGCUAAGUCAGCUCCGGCACCGAAGAAGGGCUCCAAGAAGGCGGUGACCAAGGCGCAGAAGAAGGAUGGCAAGAAGCGCAAGCGCAGCCGCAAAGAGAGUUACUCUGUCUACGUGUACAAGGUGCUGAAGCAGGUUCACCCCGACACCGGCAUCUCGUCCAAGGCCAUGGGCAUCAUGAACUCGUUCGUCAACGACAUCUUCGAGCGCAUCGCUGGUGAGGCGUCUCGCUUGGCGCAUUACAACAAGCGCUCGACCAUCACUUCCAGGGAGAUCCAGACGGCCGUGCGUCUGCUGCUGCCCGGGGAGCUGGCCAAGCACGCCGUGUCCGAGGGCACCAAGGCCGUCACCAAGUACACCAGCGCCAAGUAAAUGUACCGAGCAAGCGUCUUUGCUCCGAAGCCCAAAGGCUCUUUUAAGAGCCACUUAACGUUGUCAACAUUAG